AUGGACCUCGUCCCUUUCAUUUUUCAUGAGCGCCAGGAGCCGGGUUCACAGCUGUGUGCCCAGCACUGCCUCAACAACCUUCUCCAGCAGUCGGUCUAUAGCGAGUUCGACCUGGCCGACGUGGCUCGGAAACUUGACGACCAGGAGAACGCUGCGCGGUAUGCAGGCCAUCCAGAGGCCAGCUCAUACAACUAUGACGACACUGGCUUCUUCUCUAUCUCAGUGCUGGAGAAGGCGAUGCAGGUGUGGGACCUCACGCUCGUCCGUUGGCGCGGCGAGGCCAUGAGGCCGUACCAGGAUGAGCCAGAAGAGCAGGCCGCGUUCGUCCUCAACCUCGACUCUCACUGGUUCGCCAUUCGCCGGUUUGGCUGCUACACACGCUGGUACAACCUCAACUCGUUCCUUGAGCGUCCCGAGUGGAUCUCGCCCAUGUACCUCCACAUGGUGCUCAAACAGGCCGAGGAUGAAGGAUACUCUGUCUUCGUUAUUCGCAGAGCUGGGGAAGGUGCGGGACAGGACGCGUCUGUUGAUCCAGGAGAAGCACACGGUUGGGGUGACGGAGGUGUGGGGGAGUUCCCCGAGUCUGCGGCGGACCAGAUCGCGCUCGAGCUCGGUGAAGUGUCCAGCCGUAGUGGUGCAGGAGGCGAUGACCGGGGUGGAUCGCCGAUCAACCACUUUCCCUCAUUACAGGCUGACCCAUCUGACACUUCCCCACAUCGUGAUCCUGAGCUGGCGUCAGGAGCCGGCAGUGGCCGCCGCCGUCGGAGACAGGAGGACUUGACCUCGGACGGUGUUGAGGAGCAGGACUUGCUUCCCGGCUCGUACACGGGUAGUGGAUCGAGAACACCGCAGCCGUCUAGAAGCUAUGUCGAAGUCGCGGCAUCUGGUGCCCCAGGCGACGAGGGCGAGGAGCUCGACAACGACAUCCCAAGCAGCAGCUACGCCGGCCUAAACCUCGACGCUCUCAACUAUGGCAUGUACGGCGGCGUGACCGACUUCCAGUUCAAUAACCGUUCUUAUGACGACGAGGACGAAGCGCUCCAGGCUGCGUUGCGAGCGAGCAUGGAAGACGUGCCGGACGGCUAUGUGAUGCCGGAGCUUACACCCCUCAACGCCGUGCCUCCACCUCGCCCGUCCGCCGAGCAGCCCGACCCGCCUGCGGCGGCGCCCGAGGCCCCAAGUCCUGCACCAGCCCCGUCCGAGACGCAUGAGGAUAGCAUUAUGGAUGACACGGACGACGACGAGCCGGCGCACGAGCCGUCUCCAGAGGAGCUCCGUCGCGCUCGCUUGGCGCGUUUCCAGUAG
Messenger RNA from Cutaneotrichosporon cavernicola, 1305 nucleotides. RefSeq lists its product as uncharacterized. The transcript has 8 exons. Gene Ontology annotation, biological process: protein deubiquitination. The record is from RefSeq and is a predicted model, not a curated record. Gene Ontology annotation, molecular function: cysteine-type deubiquitinase activity. Lineage: Eukaryota; Fungi; Basidiomycota; Tremellomycetes; Trichosporonales; Trichosporonaceae. Gene Ontology annotation, cellular component: nucleus. The coding region runs from base 1 to 1305 and encodes 434 amino acids.